Molecule: messenger RNA, 3911 nt
Organism: Lepisosteus oculatus (spotted gar)
Lineage: Eukaryota; Metazoa; Chordata; Actinopteri; Semionotiformes; Lepisosteidae
Gene: sppl2a
Product: PA_hSPPL_like and Peptidase_A22B domain-containing protein
Biological process (GO): membrane protein proteolysis
Cellular component (GO): lysosomal membrane; lumenal side of endoplasmic reticulum membrane; Golgi-associated vesicle membrane
Molecular function (GO): aspartic endopeptidase activity, intramembrane cleaving
Source: RefSeq, a predicted model, not a curated record
GAACAGGAAGUGAAACUUUUUUUUUCUUCUACCCUCCGCUUGGAAACAUUCUCUCUCACACACACUGGAUGAUUCCUGAAAUAGAGAUUUUCUGAGAGAAAAACAUCAGGCACCUCAGACACUUCACGGCAGUAGACGCAGACGGAGUCUCCCCGGAUGUUGAGCCAUGUGGAGAAUACGGACCGCGGUGAUUCUCUGCGUGUGGUGCUGCAGUGUGCAGGUGAGCUGCCAGGUGGCAGUGCUCCGCGUGUCCGGCGGCGGCGCUGCAGGCGCCCAGAAGGCCUACUGCCUGGUGUUUAACUCCUCGUGGACGCCCCUUCCCGAGUCUCUCAGUGACGCUGUGCCAUACAACUUGGUGAACCUGACCUCCAGUGACCUCUGCAGCGCCAGGGAACUGCCCCCACUGGACCUGAGGAACAAAGCCGUUGUGGUGAUGAGAGGCAACUGCUCCUUCAGCGCCAAGGCCCUGAAUGCCCAAAGCCUCGGUGCCAAGGCCAUACUUAUUGCCAGCACUAAAGACAUAUCAACCCCAUCGGCAAAUAGCACUGAGUACGGGAAGGUCAACAUCUCCCUGGCCCUCAUCAGGUAUAAGGAUGUACUGGAUGCACAAGAGACGCUGGGCAACAACAUCUCGGUCAGGUUGUACGCUCCCCCUGAGCCCGUGUUUGACGCCAGCAUUGUGGUCCUGCUGCUCAUCGGCGUCCUGACUGUUGCCCUGGGAGGCUACUGGAGCGGUGCUGAAGAAAGGAAUAAGAUGUCUUCAGAGGCUUACCUGGGGGAAGGUGGGCAGAGAGCGGAGAGUGGUGAUGUGUUCCUGUACUCCCCUGCGAAGGUGGUUGUAUUCGUCAUUCUGAUGUGCUUGAUGCUCGUUUUACUCUACUUCUUCUAUGCCUACCUUGUGUACGUCAUUAUCGCUAUAUUCUGCCUGGCGUCCGCAGUGGCCCUGUACAGCUGCCUGGACGUGCUGGUGCGGAGGUUACCCUGUGGCAGAUGCAGUUUUACCUGUCGGGGCAAGGAGUGUUCGGUGAUCUCGCUCCUCCUGGCAGCGUUCUGUGUUGCAGUCGCUGUGAUCUGGGUGAUCUACAGGAAUGAAGACAGAUGGAUUUGGACUUUACAGGACCUGUUAGGAAUUGCAUUCUGUCUUAAUUUUAUGAAGACAAUAUCUGUUUCUAAUUUCAAGAUUUGUGUCAUACUUCUGAGUUUGCUGCUGCUCUAUGAUGUCUUCUUUGUCUUCAUCACUCCCUUUUUUACACCAAACGGAGAGAGCAUCAUGGUGCAGGUUGCACUGGGCCCCGAAACCACAGGUGAAAAGAGUGACGGAAACAUGGUGGACAUCCCCGUGGAGCCCACAGGUCAUUCUGAGAAACUGCCCGUCGUAAUGCGAGUUCCUAGAUUCUUCUCCCCAACCCAGGGCCUCUGUGGAUUGCAGUUUUCCAUCCUGGGCUAUGGUGACAUCAUCGUGCCAGGCUUGCUGGUGGCUUACUGCCACAGGUUUGAUGUGUGGACCAACAGCCCCAAGAGGAUUUAUUUCUUGUCCUGCACAAUAGCCUAUCUCGUUGGCAUGAUCGUGACGUUCACGGUCAUGAUUGUGUCCAAGAUGGGCCAGCCAGCGCUGCUGUAUCUAGUGCCCUUUACCCUCCUCACCAGUGCUGUGGUGGCCUGGAGGAGGAAACAGAUGAGACAGUUCUGGGCUGGAACCACAUAUGAAGUAUUGGACUCCACAAGGGAACCUUUAUUACCAGAUGGAGAACCAGAAUACAGCAACGGAGGAAGAAAAUGUUGACUUCCAUUAAGAUUGUAAAGGGGUUUAAUUUUUUUACGUUUUUGUAUUUAACUCAACGUGGUGAUUCACGGUUAUGCAGAGUUCCUUGAUAUUAAUAAUGAUAACAAAUGCUUCAAUAGGUAUUAUGGCUUCUCCAUUUUAGGGAGAAAAUUUGAUCCAAGAUUUAAAUCUGUGGGCUUAAAAAAAAAGUAUUUGUAAAUUUGGUAAGUUUAAAUUUUAAACUUUUGCCACAUCAAAUAUUUUGUUCUGUUCAGAUUAUAUUUUGCUUAUUAUACUUCAACUUGCUUCAAUUUAAGCACAGAUUGCUGUGUUUUUUUUUUGUCUGACUGUACUAUAAAAAAAGAAACUUGUACAGCCUAUGUAUAUAAAUACUGUAUUGUGCCUGGGGUAGAAAUGGGUAAUGUAUAUAACGGAAUAAGUAGGAGACUUAUUUGAAUAACAAAUUAAUGCAUUUUUUUUUAUUUGUGCUUCAUUGAAAUUACUAAUAAGAAUGCUCUCAGAAUGGUUCUGUGGUGAAAUACAAUUUGUAUUGUACUGGAUUUCAAUAAUAAGUCUUUGCAUUUUAAAGCUGUCAAAAAAGUAAUAGAAAUUGCCUGUCAAUGUGGACUAGUGUCUUUGACCACAUCUCAAUGCAGAUCUAAGCCCUUUUUCAAUACCAGUGUGUAGAACUACUCUUAGACUUGUCCCUGGUGGCCCCACCAAAACUGUUUGGGUCUGUGGAGCUACAGCAGCAUCUGGAGAGUAGAUGCUCAGGCGUUUGUAGUUAAAAUAGGCAACACCUGGCUUUUGGGAGGACCCUGUGUCCUCCUGCAGGUCGUUUAGGUAGGUGUUGGGGUGCAGUGGUUAGGUGCACUGUAAUCCCUUUGAUGAUUGAUUACAGAAUAAUGGUUUUCUUAAAUGCAGUUAGAUUUUUAAAGAAGUGAUUGCAGCUGACACAUAGUUAACCCGGGUUUCACCUGCUGAUGAACUUUUCUGUGAUCAGACAUGGAUGGCUCUGUUACCUCGAGGAAUGUUUUUCUUAAAUUCACGCUGGUACCAGGGGCUGGGUGUUUUCAUUAGGUAUCUUCACACUCAAAUGCGUGCCUCUCGCAAAACAUCCUUUUUCCAGUUACAGCACAGAUCUUUUUCAGAUAAUUCUAUGUGGGAAAGAGGUGAUCUUGUUGUAAACUGCUGACGAGGUGCGCCCCGCACUUGAUCAGCACUCCAGCUCAGGGCUGUGUGGACUGUCUGCUCUCUGUGGUUCUGCACAGCAAUCACACUGCAUGCACGUGAGACAAGUCCCGCUGCCUUAUAAGGAAAAUAAAAACCGCUUACAGUGCCUACAGCUUUUUCAUCCUUUACCAAAAAACAUGAUCCUUGUGCCACAUUCUUUUUUUUUUUACUUUCAAAGGUUGGCCUUGUGUGUGAUGAAGUUGAUUAAGUGCUGUGCAUUUAAUGUCAUGACAGUGCAAAUUCUGCUGCAUUACCUGGUUGCUUGCAAAAUGUUUCUUCUUUCCUAUAUUUCUGCUUCCCACAGUUUCAUAUGGGAAUUUCUUCUUGCAAGAAAAUAGUGAAUUUAAAGUGUUAUCUCCUUAUUUUUCAACAAUUCAAAGGUAAUAUCCUCCUGAGGUCCCAUCUUUACUGACUCACAAGACGCUUUGAUCUUGGCACACGUCUGAGAAGCUUUUGGAAAGGCCCUGUGGUGCUGUUUUCAGGAACUGGUCUCUUAAAUCCUGUGGGUCUAUGGAGCCAGCAGACUCGUCUCCUCAGCUGGCUGCCUGCUACUCUCUAUGCUGAAUCUUCUCAAGAGCCGGGUUCUGCCUGCAUCCGGAGAAAGGAUGUAACUGCCCCAAGUCAGAUCUUUUCACAGGAUGUCCCAUUGUUUGUUGUGCUUUAAUCAUCCAUAGUGCACUGUACGUCCCCCAGUUUACCGCCUCGAGUCUAGUGGUCUGUGAUCACUGGGGUUUCCUCAAUAAGCUACUCACCCUCCCUAGUCCGGAAAAAUCAAGGAAAUAAUAAAAUACAGUGGAUUAUCAAUUCAGGCGGCACCCUAGGAGGGAAAGGGAUUUAAAAAUACUGGAACGUGGCAUUCAAGUUUUUCUUGUUGUUUUUUGCACAUUAUUUUAUUAAAUUGCGUUUUUGACUAUUG